Molecule: messenger RNA, 384 nt
Organism: Miscanthus lutarioriparius
Lineage: Eukaryota; Viridiplantae; Streptophyta; Magnoliopsida; Poales; Poaceae
Source: the annotation of a GenBank genome assembly
AUGUUAAGAUCCAACAUGAGGAGCGGUGGUAGGGGUCACGUUUGCGCGAUGACCAUAUUUUUUGCAUUGCUCUUUGGAUGUCUUGCAUUGCCUGUGAUAGGCCGCAGCAGCAAGCUACUGAGGGCCGAAGAUACAGUAGGCGCUCUUGCUACCAAGACAAGUGGCAAGAAUAAGGCUUCUACAGUGAACGACUCCUCCACUAUAUCAGGCGAUAAGAGCAAGAUUUAUCUUAUACUGUGCACAUAUCAAUUCUUGUGUCUUCGCAGCAAUUGCUACUGCUGCCAAAAGGCGGGCUGUUUCAGUACGUUCCAAGAAUGCCAGGCCCAUUGCCCAGCCUCAACCCUCGCUGCCCGCUGCCUGGUGGAGCGGGCACCAACUAGCUAG